AUGUUGGGACUGGCUGAUUCUAGCUGGCUGGAUGAUUUGCCUUUAAAGGACAGAGAUUCUCUAGUCUAUACAGCUAAAACUCUGCAGCAUGCAGAGAUGUAUGACAAUAUGGCUGUUUGCAUGAAGAAAGUUACCGAAUUUGGUGUUGAGCUUAAUGAUGAAGAAAGGAAUCUCCUCUCUGUUGCAUUUAAAAAUGUUGUUGGGUCUCGCCGUAAUUCCUACCGGGUCCUAUCUAACCGCAUUUCUCGUACUCAGGAUUCAGAAAAAUUAGCGCUCACAAAAGAAUUUCUCGACACUAUUCAAAAGGAGCUCAAUGCCGUUUGCUCAGAUGUGCUGCAACUCAUCAAAGAGAAAUUGCUGCCUUUGUGUACUAGUGCCGAGGGAAAAGUUUUCUAUCUAAAAAUGAUGGGCGACUAUUGUCGGUACAAAGCUGAGAACGCAAAAGGUGAAGACCAUGAUGAAGUUGUAAAGGCUUCUCUCGAGGCCUACGAGGAGGCAACUAAGAUUGCUAAUGAAAGUCUUAGCUGCACUCAUCCUAUUCGUCUUGGGCUUGCCCUGAAUUAUUCCGUCUUUUACUACGAGAUCAUGAAUAGCCCUGACAGGGCGUGCCAGCUUGCAAAGAAGGCCUUCGAUGAUGCCGUCAGCGAUGCUGAGGCUGUAAAUGAGGACUCAUGCAAGGAUAGUACCCUUAUCAUGCAAUUACUUCGUGACAAUCUUGCAUUGUGGACCUCCGAUCCUGAGGAGACUGAGAACAACGAGGGUGCUGAGUAA
Messenger RNA from Mesocestoides corti, 771 nucleotides. NCBI's taxonomy places the organism in Eukaryota, Metazoa, Platyhelminthes, Cestoda, Cyclophyllidea, Mesocestoididae. The record is from the annotation of a GenBank genome assembly.